Molecule: messenger RNA, 3385 nt
Organism: Benincasa hispida (wax gourd)
Lineage: Eukaryota; Viridiplantae; Streptophyta; Magnoliopsida; Cucurbitales; Cucurbitaceae
Gene: RAD4
Product: DNA repair protein Rad4 family
Biological process (GO): mismatch repair; nucleotide-excision repair
Cellular component (GO): cytoplasm; nucleus; nucleotide-excision repair factor 2 complex
Molecular function (GO): single-stranded DNA binding; damaged DNA binding
Source: RefSeq, a predicted model, not a curated record
CCUACUCGGGAAUAAAAUUACUAAACAAGCUCCCACAAGGAAAAAAAAAAAAAAAAAACUGCGAGCGUAUCUGAGAAGUUAUUUUCGCGCCUCGUAUCAAAGAGACUAGAGUUUUUGGUAUUAUUUCUUCAUUCAUAGUUCUGAACUUCUCGUAAAUUUAUAACGCAGAGAGAGUACAAGCGGCGUGGACGAAUUGGAAGAGACCGUGAGAAAAUGCAAGGCCGAAAACAGUCAAAGCGACCCAAAAAAUCUUCAGGUAUAGAAGAUGCUGGUGAUGCCAUACCAGAUUCAGGAGGAAGCUGUUCACAGACCAGUACUGACAGAGGAACUUUAGCCAAUGUUUCAAGGAUGGCUGUGGGCAAGCUUCUAAGUCGUGCAUCUGGACGUCGUUUGUCAGGAAAAAGGAAACAUGCUCUGCAUCCAUGUGAUUUGCCAAAAUCUACCGUUGGAAAAGAUGAAAAUGCUGCUAUGGACAAGAAGGUGAAAUUAGAGGCUGAGACGUGCAUUGAAAAUGUAAUAGUGAGCUGUUCCAUGGACGAUGAUGUUCGUGAAGUAAAUUUGCAGAAUCCUGUAUCGGAAGUCUUAGAAGAUUUGGAUGAUUCCGAUUGGGAAGAUGGUUGUGUUCACACUUUGGAUGGAACAGAGUCUCAUCCAUUGACUAUUGAAUUCAGUGAGAUGCAGCAGACCCCUGACUCUACCAGGAGGAAACCUAUUCGUCGAGCUUCUGCUGCUGAUAAGGAAAUUGCAGAGUUUGUGCAUAAAGUUCAUUUGCUUUGUUUACUUGGACGGGGGAGAUUAAUUGACCGAGCUUGCAAUGACCCUAUUAUUCAGUUUCUGCUGGUGGAAGAAAUACAAGGUCAUAUCAUUUCUUUUGUCCUGAGGACAAUUAGUUUGUUAUUGCAGUCUGCUUUGCUUUCUCUUCUUCCAGCACAUUUACUGAAGAUCUCACCAGCCAAGCAACUGACAGCCAGCUCUCUGAAACCCCUGGUUACUUGGUUACAUAACAAUUUCCGUGUUCGAAACCAAACUAGGUCGGAGUGUUCUAUUGAUUCAGCUCUAGCUCGUGCUCUUGAAACGCAUGAAGGGACUUCAGAGGAGAUUGCUGCAUUGACCGUGGUGCUUUUUAGAGCUUUGGAUCUAACAACCAGGUUCGUAUCCAUUUUGGAUGUUGCUCCUAUAAAACCAGAGGCCGAAAGAUCUAAAUAUAGCCAAGAGACAAGCAGAUCAAGUAGGAACCUUUUCAAGAACUCAACUUUGAUGGUAGAUAAAGCAGAACCAGUUGAUAAAGAUUCUCCUCCACGUUGUCUUGACAAGAAGGAUAAUCUCCGUAAAAGUACUUCUGGUGAUAAUUGUGAAAGCAAUGCAGUUCAUUUAGCAGGCAAGAAAACGCAUGUCCCUGAUGAGUUGUCUUGCACCACAAGUUCCAGUUGCAACACAAAACCUGAUAUCCCUGAAACCUUCCCCCCUAAUAACUCUCAGGUACUGAAGAGGAAGGGGGAUAUUGAGUUUGAAAUGCAGUUACAAAUGGCUCUCUCCGCUACAGCAGUUGAGACUAUGCCUAGAAAUUCUAGCAUAAAUUACUCAAAUGGGCCUCCUUUGAACUUUCCUUCACCUAAAAACCUGAAAAGAACUGUUAAUGAAGAAUCUGCCUCUUCUUCUCAUGGAAUCUCCACUGCUGUUGGUUCAAGUAAGGAGGGAUCUCCCUUGUAUUGGGCAGAAGUAUACUGCAAUGCGGAGAACUUGACAGGUAAGUGGGUACACAUUGAUGCUGUAAAUAUGGUUGUUGAUGGAGAGCACAAAGUGGAGGAUUUAACUGCUGCAUGCAAAACAUCUUUGAGCUAUGUGGUUGCUUUUUCUGGGCUUGGUGCUAAAGAUGUGACUCGCAGAUAUUGUAUGAAGUGGUACAAGAUAGAAACAAAACGAGUUAAUGCUCUUUGGUGGGAUAAUGUAUUGGCACCGUUAAGGAUACUUGAAGGACAAGCUGUGGGGGGCACUGGUCACUUGGAAAAGAGCUGCAUUGAUGGCUUGAUGGAACAAGAUAAAUUGAACAUGUCAGAUUUGUCAGAUAACUUGAAGCAGAAAAAUCUUCUAGAUGCUGGUAACCAGCCAGGGAAGUCGGAUCACAAUGUGUCAGAAGAGCUCGACACUAACCGAGACUCUUUGGGUAAUCAAUUUGUUGCUACCAGAGACCAUCUUGAGGAUAUAGAAUUGGAAACUCGGGCUCUUACUGAACCUCUUCCAACUAAUCAGCAGGCCUACAAAAACCACCGUUUAUAUGCCCUUGAAAAAUGGCUAACUAAGUAUCAGAUGCUUCAUCCAAAGGGUCCUGUUCUGGGUUUUUGUUCUGGACAUCCAGUUUACCCUAGAACAUGUGUCCAAAUGCUUAAGACAAAGCAAAAGUGGUUGCGUGAGGGACUGCAAGUCAAAUCUAAUGAACUACCUGUUAAGGAGUUGAAACGUUCCAUGAAGAAAAUCAAAAUACUAGAAUCUGAAGCUGAUGACUUUGAUCAGGGUGAUUCUCAAGGAGUCAUUCCACUCUAUGGGAAGUGGCAGUUAGAACCAUUGCAACUGCCUCGUGCUAUUAAUGGGAUUGUACCAAAAAAUGAGCGUGGUCAAGUGGAUGUGUGGUCUGAGAAGUGCCUUCCACCAGGAACUGUGCACAUCAGGUUGCCCAGGGUGUUCAGAGUUGCCAAGAGGCUGGAAAUUGAUUAUGCACCUGCCAUGGUUGGCUUCGAAUUUCGAAAUGGUCGAUCAUAUCCUAUUUAUGAUGGGAUUGUGGUCUGUUCUGAGUUUAAAGAUGUAAUAUUAGAGGCAUACACUGAGGAAGCAGAGAGAAUGGAGGCUGAAGAGAGAAGACAUAGAGAAAAACAAGCUAUUUCAAGAUGGUAUCAGCUUCUUUCAUCCAUCAUAACUCGGCAAAGGUUGAACAGCCGUUAUGGGGACAGUGAGAAUCCAUCACAAGUGGUGAGUGAUGUUCGGAGCACGCAUGACAAGGGAAAUGCAGAUAUUCGUAUCCCUUCUUGUCAAGAUGAUGCAGAACCUUUCGAGCACCAGCAGGAUAACGUAAGUAACACUAAUAUGGAUGCUCCAUCUUUUAUCAAUCAAGAUCACAAGCAUGUGUUUUUGUUAGAGGAUCAGAUUUUUGAUGAGAAAAGUUUGGUAGUGACAAAACGCUGCCAUUGUGGCUUUUCUGUCCAAGUCGAGGAAUUAUAGCAAUGUUAGUGUUUUAGUUGGAUCUUUUUCCAUCUACUCAUUGGUAAGGUUAAUAUUGUUGAUGUCUGUAAAGUUCUGUAGUGUAAUCUUCUCAGAAUGACAACCGAAAAUCAAAACAAAUUAGCAUAUAUAUAUUAUAUAUAUAUAUAUUGUAGUAGAAUCACUUCAUUCU